Molecule: messenger RNA, 1311 nt
Organism: Populus nigra (black poplar)
Lineage: Eukaryota; Viridiplantae; Streptophyta; Magnoliopsida; Malpighiales; Salicaceae
Exons: 3
Coding region: 207-1082 (291 amino acids)
Source: RefSeq, a predicted model, not a curated record
UGAUAGCCAAAAGCGUUGGGAGGCAUCGCCGUCUAAAAAACCCUAGACUCAAGUCUUCUAGCGCGAGUUGGUUCGAUUUGAUUUGGGUUUUUUCUGCUGGAUUUCUAGCAAAUCGAAGAAACAAAAGCGAUUUUAUUUAUUUAUUUGUUAAUACCCCUUUGAUCUUGGGUGGGUAAUUCUAGUUACAGAUCCAGAUCCAUUAACCAAUGUCUCGGUGCUUCCCUUACCCGCCUCCGGGCUACUACCGGAUCGAGUCGAUUAAGAUCCAAAAGGAAAAGGAGCUUUCUGUAACAGAAAGCUAUAGAGAGGCAAAGAAGGAGAAGAAAGAAAGAAGGAGGCAGAGGAAAGAAAACAGUAACCAAACUGGUUAUUACGGGGGUAAGUCUCAGCAAGAGGGGAAAGGAAGGCUUCCAAAGGAAAAAAGGGAAGAAGCUGAAAAGAGUGGUCUUACUGAAGAACACAAUGAGCCCGUAUGCCUUCAAAAUGUUUGCUAUUUGUCUGAUGAUGGCAUUCGGAGCAACAAGAGGAGGAAACUGGACCCCUCAACAACUACUGAUGACAAACCUCGCAAUGUCUUUCGCAUUCGGCUGCCCUUGACAAGGCAUAAAGAGCCAGAUGUGUCUCUCAAUAGUAAAGGGUUGUGCUCUACUUCGGGUGGGGCAGAUUCUGUUUCUGGGCAGAGUGAAAUUGUCCGUUUAUCUGAUCAAGAAACUGUCAACUCAAAGGCUGGGGAACUUGCAUCUCCACCAGAAAAUAUACCUUGCAGUUCAGUUUCAGAUAAGUUGGAGAGCUCUGUUUCCGAAACUUCUUGGUUCAGAUUUCAUGAUCGCAAGACGUUGAAAGCAGACUCACAAUACAAAGGUUUAAUUGAGGAUUGGGUUCCACCAACUCUUCAGUUUGAGCUUAAAGAUUCUGACGAUGAAGAGUGGCUUUUUGGGACCUUAAAGCAAGAAAGGCAUGGAAACAAGAGACUAAACGAACGCCAUGAUAUCUCGUGUCGUGAAAGUUCUACUUUGUGGCCACGAGCACAUUACUUGCCCGAGUCUGAUGUUUACGCUUUACCGUAUACAAUUCCAUUUUGAUGUGAAGCAUCCGUUAAUGGAGCCAAUUUUGAAUUUGUGGUGCAGAUUUUACUAUUGACAUGAUAGACAGGUUUAGAGCAGCCAGCGUGUACAACUUGUAAAUGAAUGUAAUUCUUUUUUGUUCUUUGUUAUGUACAACAGGUUUAGAGCAGCCAAGUGAAUGUUACCCACUCGGAAUGUAAUUCUUUGCUAUCCUGUCAGAAACAUUCUGUCUUUGAACAUUUUUUGA